Messenger RNA from Capsicum annuum, 367 nucleotides. RefSeq lists its product as uncharacterized. NCBI's taxonomy places the organism in Eukaryota, Viridiplantae, Streptophyta, Magnoliopsida, Solanales, Solanaceae. The record is from RefSeq and is a predicted model, not a curated record.
AGGAACUGAUGGUUAGCGUGGGGGAGAGAACAAUAUAUAGAAGAUUAAUUGUAUUGACACUUGAAGUUUUUAUAAUUUACUCAGAUGACCAUUCAAAAAAAAAAACAAGAUUCUAUGGUCUUCUAUUAAACAAUGGAUGAACAAGCAGGAUACUGAACUGGCCAUUUUUAAUUGUAACAAAAAAUGAUGGAAGCAGCCUCUCUACCUCGCUAGGGGUAGUAGUAUGGUCUGCGUACAUUCUACCCUCCCCAGACCCCAUAAUGUGUAAUAUACUGGGUUUGUUGUUGUUGUUGUUGUUGUAAAAAAUGAUGGAAGCUUUGAGACACCAGUCAAAGUGAAUGUGUAUGUCUCCCUUUGUCGACAGAUA